This is a messenger RNA of Aspergillus heteromorphus CBS 117.55, 1227 nucleotides long. RefSeq names its product S-adenosyl-L-methionine-dependent methyltransferase. The record is from RefSeq and is a predicted model, not a curated record. Lineage: Eukaryota; Fungi; Ascomycota; Eurotiomycetes; Eurotiales; Aspergillaceae. The transcript is spliced from 3 exons. Bases 1 to 1227 code for a protein of 408 amino acids. Gene Ontology annotation, molecular function: O-methyltransferase activity.
AUGGCCGAAGAGAUCGUGAAACUAGCUGCAAUUGUUUCCCAAUCAGCAGAAAUAUUGGAUCGAUCACUGAAGCAUCAUGGCUUACACAUGCCCUCAUUUGAUGUCGAUUCCUCAGUUGAAGUUCCUCUUCCGUCACAAGAGGUAAUCGACGCACGAUACGCAGCGACCAACGCAUGUAUGGAGCUACUGGACCUGCUGCAAGGUCCGCUGGGUUCGGGGCUUCAUACUAAGAGCGGUUACUCUUGUUGCAAGUACAACGGCAGCAGUAUCCAAGAAAUCACCCGUUUCAGUAUAGCGAAGUAUGUGCCACUUGACGGAGAGAUCUCCUAUGAUGAUCUAUCUAGAGCAUGUGGCGUACACGUCCAUGACUUGAAACAGAUUAUCCGCUUCGCCAUCGCUUUUCAUCGUAUAUUCGCGGAGAAGCGCAAGGGGUAUGUCUCGCAUUCAGCUGGCUCGCGCAAAAUUGCGGAGGAUCCAUUGGCUUCUGCAGGGGUCGGAAUGUAUGAUGAUAUUGCGAUGGCAUUCACGAGAGGCUUCGCUUUAGCUCAUAACAACGAAGGCAUAUUCCAAUACCUCGGUUCGCGACCAGAUAAAGAGAAGCAAUUUUCCGAUGCCAUGCAGUUCUUCGCCACCUUCGCUCCUGAAUCCGAACCAGAGUUUCUGGUCGAGAAAUAUCCGUGGCAUCUGCUGCCGAAGGGCGCGGUGGUAGUUGACGUUGGUGGCUCGGAGGGGCGCGUGGGACGGUUGAUUUCGCGGGCAAACGCGGACAUUCAAGUCAUCGUCGAGGACGUUCCAGGUUUGAUCGAACGCGCAAAAGCUGCGGCUGCUGCUACAUCUGAAAACUCCAAUGUCCAGUUCAAGGCCCACGAUUUCUUUUCUCCGCAGCCUGUAGUGGCGGACGUUUAUCUGUUCAGAUGGGUGUUGCAUGACUGGUCUGACGACAAUGUUGUGAGAAUCCUUCGUCAACUGGUUCCUGCGUUGAAAACAGGGGCGAAGAUCGUGGUGAAUGAGAGCCUUUGUCCAGAAAAUGGCUCUCUGCCUAUCGCGACGGAGAGAUAUAUCCGCCACAUUGACAUGACAAUGCUUGCGGUCAACAAUUCUCGCCUGAGGGAUGAAGAAGAGUGGCACGCUCUGUUCCAGGAAGCGGAUCCGAGAUUUGGAGCCAUAAAGUGUUGGACGCCGCCUCAGGCAGCGUUGGCUAUUAUGGAAGUUGCUUGGGAGGGUUGA